AUGGCCUCGAGAGAAGCCUCUCCCCUGUCCACCGCGGACGAGGUCGAAUCCUCCGACCACGAGUCCGUCAAACAGGAGAGUCGCGCGCACUCCCCUUCGGCCUCGAACAUGCCGCCCUCCAAACGCCGUCGCACCGGUGUAGCCUCAUGGGACCGCCAGACGCCACUGUCAUCCGUGCAGGAUGAGAUGCCGCCUCCGACCUCGCCCACCGCCUCGAUUUCCUCCGAUUCCUCGGGCGACAUCCCCAACUCGCCCAGCCUGCAGGCCGUGCUCGGCAACAACCAGGACGAGGAGUACAGCGGCCAGAACAAUGACCAGAUCACCGUCUGCCGGUGGGACGGAUGUAGCGCCGGCGAUCUGGGCAACAUGGAUGGACUGGUGCAGCACAUCCACAACGAACACAUCGGGAGCCGACAGAAGCGGUACUCGUGCGAGUGGACCGAUUGCAGCCGGAAGGGUCAAACGCACGCCAGUGCGUAUGCGCUGCGCGCUCAUAUGAGGAGCCAUACCCGCGAGAAGCCGUUUUACUGCACCUUGCCUGAAUGUGACCGCAAUUUCACCCGAUCCGACGCUCUAACCAAGCACAUGCGCUCCGUCCAUGAGACCGAUGGCCCGCGCGUGACCGACUCCAAGGGCCAACCGAGCACCCCUGCCUCGAAGCUGCAGCGCAUCCGUCUGAAGCUCACCCACCCGCCCAAGGAACCCGGGGCUGAGCAGGCCGAGCACAACAACGAGCCCGCCACAAUCACCGCCUCUACAAUAAACAAUGCUGUUGGCGAGUCAUCCGACCUCGAUGAGAUGACCAUGCCCGAGUUCACUUCAGACCUCGGCUUUGACGACCACGAACUCUCCAUGCACCCGCGCGACCUGUACCGUCUUCUGCGGCGGCAAAUCUCCUGGGCCGAGAAAGAGGCCGCGCAGUUGCAGUCAGAGUGGGAGCAAAUUCGGCCACAGCGAGAACGCGCCUGGGAGGAGAAGGAGGUUAUUGUUGACGACGUGAUUGAGGGCGAGCUCAGGCUAUUCAGCGCCAUUGUUGGCACCACUACCGACGUCAGUAUUCCGACUGGUCCUGCGGCCACUCUUUCCAGUAGUCUGGAUAAGUUGCAGCAGCAACAACAGCAAUUUAAAGAACAGCAGCGGCAGCAAGGGAUCAAGCCGGCCGGAGUAGCAUGA
Penicillium lagena is the source of this 1173-nucleotide messenger RNA. Its product is annotated as C2H2-type zinc finger protein. Bases 1 to 1173 code for a protein of 390 amino acids. The record is from RefSeq and is a predicted model, not a curated record. Gene Ontology annotation, cellular component: nucleus. Lineage: Eukaryota; Fungi; Ascomycota; Eurotiomycetes; Eurotiales; Aspergillaceae. Gene Ontology annotation, biological process: regulation of transcription by RNA polymerase II. The transcript is spliced from 2 exons. Gene Ontology annotation, molecular function: DNA-binding transcription factor activity, RNA polymerase II-specific; RNA polymerase II cis-regulatory region sequence-specific DNA binding.